AUGCAUAGUUUUGCCACCGUUUCAAAAAACAGAAACACGGACACUCUGACGACGGAGGACCCCGCCGGCCUCUGGGAUCCGCGGGACCCGGGCCCCGCGCCGCCUCGGGCUCUGACACCGACGAGUCUGCGGCUAGAGGGGCGCCCUGCAGUCCGUACUGCCUUGUGGGAACGCAGCCCGGCCGCCGCCGGAGGACCUGCGCCCCACGGCAUGACGGGAGUUGCCGGACAGCACAGCUGCAGUGUCAGGGAGUGUGGUAACCACCUGGCCGUCCACACGUUCAAUCCGGGGCACCAUCAUGGUAACAACAGCCUGGACGAGGGCUGGACACUGCUCCACCUGCAGAUGACCUAUGUCAACCCUGGACACUGGCACGAAGCCAGCAGGACCAACUCGCCCAACAAGAUACUAGCUGCCGUCCCGCCACACUACCUCAAUACCUGCCAGCCCAGCCAGCCUCUCCUUGCUGCCUCAGUUUCCCCGUUCGCAACCCCUCCUCUGGGACUGCCUCGGGCAAGGCAGGACGCACAUGGCCCGCGCUGGCGGGACUCCAACCUGACCCCGCGGGCCCCUUAUUCCGAAACCGGGGAGACUGAGGGGCGGGACGAGGAGGCUCGGAGCAUGGAGCGGGGUCUCACCCUCCUGCUCUCCCUGUUCCUUCUGGGGUGCCUGCCCCGGUGCCCGGGCCAGGUUCUGGAGGUGGACCCCCCGCAGCCCGAAGUGGUCGUCCAGGUAGGCGGGUCUCGGCAGCUCACGUGCCGCCUGGCCUGCCCGGGCCGCGCCGCCUCGGUGCAGUGGCGGGGCCUGGACACCAGUCUGGGUGCCGUGCGGUCCGGCCCGGGGGUCAGCGUCCUGAGCGUGCGCAAUGCCUCGCUGGCGGCGACGGGGACCCACGUGUGCGUGGGCUCCUGCGGCACCCGCACGUGGCAGCACGCGGUGCACCUGCUGGUGUUCGCCUUCCCGGACCAGCUGAGCGUGUCCCCCGCAGCCCUAGUCACAGGGCGGGACCAGGAGUUGGCCUGCACCGCCCACAACGUCACACCUGCGGACCCCAGCCUCCUAUUCUUCUCCUUGCUCCUGGGAGAACAGGAGCUGGAGGGAGCCCAGGCUGCGGGCUGGGACGUGGAGGCCCAGGGGGAGGAAGACCCCCUGUUCCACGUGACCGAGCGCUGGCUGCUACCGCCCCUAGGGACGCCCGCCCCGCCCCACCUACACUGCAGGGCCACAAUGCAACUGCCCGGCCUGGAGCUGAGCUGGCAACGGGCAGUCCCAGUUCUGCACAGCCUGCCUGCUUCUGAGGACCCGACAUCAACCACACUGGAGCUCCCCAAAUCAACCUCGCCAGAGCCCCCCACCUCCACCUCUGCCUCUCUGAGGCCCCCAUCAACCUCGCCAGAGCCCCCCACUUCCACCUCUGCCUCUCUGAGGCUCCCAUCAACCUCGCUAGAGCCCCUGACCUCCAUCUCUCUGAGGCCCCUAUCAACCUCGCCAGAGCCCCCCACCUCCAUCUAUCUGGGGCCCCCAUUAACCUCACCAGAGCCCCCCACCUUCCCCUCUCUGAGGCCCCUCACAUCAACCACAUCAGAGCCCCCCACCCACCGCCCCUGCCGCCCUGAGAUCCUC
Molecule: messenger RNA, 1623 nt
Organism: Echinops telfairi (small Madagascar hedgehog)
Lineage: Eukaryota; Metazoa; Chordata; Mammalia; Afrosoricida; Tenrecidae
Gene: MADCAM1
Product: mucosal vascular addressin cell adhesion molecule 1
Exons: 7
Biological process (GO): leukocyte tethering or rolling; integrin-mediated signaling pathway; heterotypic cell-cell adhesion
Cellular component (GO): membrane
Molecular function (GO): integrin binding involved in cell-matrix adhesion
Source: RefSeq, a predicted model, not a curated record